Messenger RNA from Olea europaea var. sylvestris, 1990 nucleotides. Its product is annotated as raucaffricine-O-beta-D-glucosidase-like. Gene Ontology annotation, molecular function: beta-glucosidase activity. Gene Ontology annotation, biological process: carbohydrate metabolic process. The coding region runs from base 163 to 1800 and encodes 545 amino acids. NCBI's taxonomy places the organism in Eukaryota, Viridiplantae, Streptophyta, Magnoliopsida, Lamiales, Oleaceae. The record is from RefSeq and is a predicted model, not a curated record. The transcript has 13 exons.
UGCGAAAAUAGAGAAGAUGCUCUUUAUUUUUGAUAAAUAGGGAAGUGUUUUAGAUUCUUUUAUUCACUUUGCCUCCUUUCACUGAGCUGAUAAAAACAAUUAUCAAAUCUAACGGAGUACGGAGGCAGUCACAGGUGGAAAUUCCAGCCUCUAGGCAGUCCAAUGAUCAGUAGCUCGGAGGUUCAGCGUAAACUACUGGCAAGAAAUGCCAGCAGGACGGUCAAUCGUCACGAUUUUUCCGAGGAUUUUGUGUUCGGAACUGCAACAUCGGCUUAUCAGCACGAAGGUGCCACUGCAGAAGAUGGUAGGGGCCCGAGUAUAUGGGAUACUUUCACACUGAAGACACGCGGGAGAGUGAAGGACAAUAGUAAUGCAAAUGUAUCUGUUGACACGUAUCAUCGGUACAAGGAGGAUGUGAAGUUGAUGAAGAAAAUAGGUUUAAAUGCCUAUAGAUUUUCAAUUUCAUGGUCUAGAGUACUGCCAGGUGGAAGCUUAGAUGCUGGCGUGAACAAACAAGGCAUCAAGUACUACAAUAAUCUCAUAGACACGCUACUGGCCCAUGGCAUUGAGCCAUAUGUGACUCUCUUUCAUUGGGAUCUUCCCCAAGCCUUAGAAUAUGAGUAUGGUGGCUUCGUAUCCCCUCAAAUCAUCAAAGAUUUUUGUGCGUUCGCGAGUCUCUGCUUUUGGGAAUUCGGUGAUCGGGUAAAGCAUUGGAUUACACUCAAUGAUCCAUGGACCUUCUGUUUUGGAGGAUAUGUAAUGGGUACAAUGGCACCUUGGCGAGGUUCUUCUUCGGCAGGGCAUGUAAAAGGUAGCAUUGCUUUUCAAAGACAUACUCAUGGCUGUGCAUGCAUUUGCCACAACGGGAAUCCAGGCACAGAACCAUAUUUGGUAGCACACAAUAUGCUCCUUGCUCAUGCAGCAGCAGUUGAUUUGUACAAAGAAAAAUUUCAGCAACUUCAAGAAGGGAAGAUAGGGAUCACGCUUUUCUCAAAAUGGUUUGAGCCGCUGUAUGACAAUGAGCUCGAUGAAGAAGCUGCCACAAGAGCAUUUGAUUUUAUGUUAGGAUGGUUUCUGGAACCAUUAACAUCUGGGGAGUAUCCAGAAAGUAUGAUUAAACUGGUUGGAUCUCGUCUUCCCUUAUUUUCAACAGAAGACUCAAAGCUGGUUAAAGGAUCCUAUGAUUUUUUAGGAUUGAAAUAUUACACAGCUACUUAUGUGAAAAGUGAAUCUAACUCACAUGGUCUAGAAGUAAGCUACACUACGGAUCCCCAAGUUACAUACACAACGGAUGCACUCUUUGAAUUUUUGGUAGGUAAAGAAGUACCAAUUGGUCCAAAGGCUGCUUCAGACUGGUUAUACAUUUAUCCACAAGGGAUUUUCAAGCUCCUAGUUUAUAUAAAGGAUGUAUAUAAUGUUCCCCUUAUUUACAUCGCAGAGAAUGGGGUGGAUGAAAUGAACAAUACGAGUCUCACAGUUUCUGAGUCUCGGGUGGAUGACAUAAGAAUUAAGUAUCACCAGGAUCAUCUAUUAUAUAUUCGAUAUGCAAUUAUGGCUGGUGUAAACGUAAAGGGUUACUUCAUUUGGUCACUGUUUGAUGGUUUUGAAUGGAGUCAGGGAUACACGGUUCGAUUUGGCAUUUUUCAUGUGAACUUCAAAGACGAUUUAGCUAGAUUCCCGAAGAACUCAGCUCUAUGGUUGAUGAACUUUCUUAACAGAAAACUUGCUAAAGGUCGGAUGAAGAGACAGAUUGAAGGCCGCGAAGAACACAAUCCCGCGAAAAGGCUAAGAACUCGUUGAGUUCAAAUCUGUUAUUUUAGUACCUUUUACUUGCUUUUUUGCCGACAUUUUUUCACCUCGUUUCUAGUUUCUUUAAAUGGAGCAUAAUGGUGAUGCAAAUUGGAGCUAUGAUUGGAAAUAUUUAUGUAUUAUGCAGAUUACAUAUUGUAAAUUUCUAUUUGUUGGAUUAUUUAUUUGCUCUUUUCAAUCA